Messenger RNA from Oncorhynchus kisutch (coho salmon), 6155 nucleotides. Its product is annotated as nectin-2. NCBI's taxonomy places the organism in Eukaryota, Metazoa, Chordata, Actinopteri, Salmoniformes, Salmonidae. The coding region runs from base 289 to 1896 and encodes 535 amino acids. The transcript is spliced from 7 exons. The record is from RefSeq and is a predicted model, not a curated record. Gene Ontology annotation, cellular component: membrane.
UAGAGAUCUCUCCGCAGUGUGGAAAUAGUUGGUAGAGCACACGCAAUCCAAUCCACCUUUUUAGCUACCAGAGUUUCUUGUCCGCAUCGCUUGGACCAAUUGGAUAGGAUUUUUUAUUCAUUUUAACGGGCUCCGACAGAAGCGCAGUCAGUGAAGGACGUUUGAAAACUAACGGUCUGAAUGAUUGACUUCUGAUUAGUUCAGGAUUAAGUUCAAACCGGGAAAAGACACGGAUAGAGGUUUUGUUUUACCAACGACAUAAGAUACAUUUUAAUCAGCACAGACAGCAUGGCGAGAGAGGACGCUCGGAAUAGGCAUGACUUCACAAAAAUCAUCGGACUGUUCAGCGUGGUCACGUUGCUGACUUUUCAAGGGGCAUUGUCUCAGCAGGUGAAGGUGGAACCGGAAGUGAUGUCCUACCCCAGCCAGGCAGUCAACCUGAGGUGUGCCUUCGCAGACGCUGGAGGGAUACAGCUCACACAGGUGUCCUGGAUCUAUGAGCCGAAGGAGGGCGAGCGGCUCAACAUCGCCGUGUACCACCCUAAAUUUGGGGCAAGUUUCCCCACAUCGCCCCUGAAGGGGCGGGUCCGCUUCACAGCGGAGCCCCCCUCCCUCAGCAACCCCUCCAUCCAGAUCUCAGACGUCAAGAUGACUGACGAGGGGAAAUACAUCUGUGAAUACGCCACCUACCCCAGUGGCAACGAACAGGGUGUCACCUCCCUCGUCAUGCUGGCCAAACCCAGGAACUCUGCCUCCGGGGUAACAGUGAUAGCCUCCACUGUCGCCGCGGGAGCCAAGCCAGUUGUUGUGGCCCGCUGUGAGUCGGCAGACGGUCGCCCUGCUGCCCAGAUCGCAUGGGUGACAGCUGUCAACGGCAACGCUACCUCCGCCUCUACAGCGGGCGCUGACAACACCGUGACGGUAUCCAGCCAGUACAUGCUGGUUCCCACAGCAGCAGACAACGGCAAAGACAUCAGCUGUUUGGUCUCCCAUCGAACCCAGGCCAAGCCUGAGAGCUUCCUGAUGAAACUGGCCAUCGAAUACCCCCCACAGGUGACCAUCGUGGGCUAUGAUAAUAACUGGUACAUGGGUCGGACCAACGUGGCUCUGACCUGUCAGGCUACUGCCAACCCUAUUCCUACCACCAUCACAUGGAAAACUAUGUCCGGUCAGAUGCCAGACACCGUGCAGGUAAAAGAAAACGUGCUGACCGUGCUGAAGGUGGAUGAGCAGGCCAACACAACCUUCGUCUGCGAGGUCAAGAACCGCCUGGGCACCGGCAAGGACCAGGUCACUGUUAUGGUCAGAGAACCCUCUGUGGUCCCCUCCAAUGCAGGCGUGGUGGCAGGUGCUGUGAUUGGCUCCCUUCUGGCUCUUCUCCUCGUUGCCGCCCUUAUUGCCGUCCUGGUCACCCGGAGCCGCCGGCAACAGCAGGGUUACCGCGGCAACCCAAACCACAGCUCCUACGACGUAAAGUCGCGCGUCUUCGGUGGCGGCAAGAAGGGGAGCAAGAACGGGACGGGUGCUGGCGCCGGGGGCAACGGGGCGGGCGGCAACAACAGCCCCAUCUACGUCUACAAGGAGGGCUCCGCCCAUGAUGGCCUGACUGAAAAGGCCAAUCACCACGUGCCGCUACACCUGGGGAGGCAUGGUGAAGGGGGGGUUGCCACGGCGCAGGACAUCCUGCUGAGCGGCGAGCUGGACGAGGCAGAGCGGAGAAAGUUUGACCAACUGGAGGAUGAUGAGGAGAGUUACGACCACUUUGGAAGGAGCGGGCCCAUCCUGCAGCUCCGCCCAACACAUGACCAGGACGGAAUCAUGGGUGGUUACCUUGACGACGACAUGGAGUCUCAGCGCGACGGGUCGGUCAUCUCACGGACUGCCGUGUACGUGUAGAGAGAACGGGAAGAGGAGGAGGAGGAAGGGAAAGCAGGAUGAAGAAGGAAAGGAUGAAUGAAAAUGUCCUCCUUCCAGAGGAGUCGGUGGUGUUGGGUUCUCCUCUGUUGGAUCAUUUGAAAUAUAUUAACGACGACCAACAAUGCAGCCCAUAGAGGGAGCAAGAUGAACUGAAUGAAGUGGCUGAGGGAGGGAAUGUACAGAAACAAGAUGAACUGGCUGAAGAGGCUGAGGGAGGGAAUGUACAGAAAAAAAGAUGAACUGGCUGAAGAGGCUGAGGGAGGGAAUGUACAGAAACAAGAUGGAGGACUGGUGUAUUGAUAAUACAAAUCUUUUUCUCUGGUCCCAAUAUGAAAAGUGGAUCACUUGGGAUCUAUCUACCAAAACAAAUGAAAGAAAUCCUAAAACUAUCUUCUUCACAUAGCUGCUCUGUCUGUUGUGUUCCUCCUUUCCUUAGCUUAGGGACCUUGGAGAUUGAACCCUCCAGAGAGACACAUUGCGGUAGGGACUUGUGGGUAAAAUGGCAUCUCCAUGCACCCGUUCCCACGUUAGAAACUCCUCACUAAAAUAUUCACUCUUAUCUCCACUAAACGCACAGUAGCAAUGUAAGGGGUGUCAUGAUGAUACCUGCUCCCUGCUAUUCUCGUCUCUCUCCUGUUGGACAACGUUUGUUCCGGCCACAGUAGCCUUGUUUCUGCUGUAUGUGACAGUACUGGGGAAGCGGAAGGUUGACAGCGGUAGUGGUCGAUGUAGUUGUGGUUAAGUAGAAUGUCAGACUCUCUCUCGUGUCUGUAUGUUGCAGUAGGCCUCCUCAUUCUCUCUGCUAUUGUGCCAUCAACUGGAAGUAUGUGCAGAAUUUAGUUUGGGACAUUCUGAAAUGAUAAACAACUUACUGAAGGAGGUAGGUCAUCUAGAUGAAGAGUGCAUGAAAUGGGAAUUGAUAGAGGGAACCGUACAGCUGUUCUCAUCUCUGGAGAGUCUGGGAGAGAGGGGUUAGGAUGAAUUGAUAAAGGGAGAAAAAGGAAAGGCUCUGAAACAGCAGGCUGUUCUCCCUCUCCUCUUUUUGAUCCCUCUCUUCUUGUGGUGUUCCUGACACCAAGAGUUUGAUUGCUAAUGAGCCAUGAAGUCACCGCUCAGCUUAGCCCACAUGCACACCAAAUUACCACCGCUUGGAUGUUAUGAUGUGGACAUUUUCUCUCCGUUUCUCUCCUCCCCCAGUCUUUCUCCAUCACCUCUCUCUACCCUGUGUGUGUGGGUGAUUUACACAGGGAUACAGGGAGAGCAGAGGGAGUAUUUCAUGCCUCCCUACGUGUCAAACACCCAGCUUACUGUACCCCCUUCCUCCUGCCAGACCUGACUCAGAAAGCCAUGGUGGAGUCAUGCCCUGCUCACUGUACAUCUCAGCUUUCAUAGGUCGUCAGGUUAUAUAGAAAUCCAAAUACAUGAUGGCAUAUUUUUAUCUAGCCAAUUAAGAUACAAAUGAAGUCAAAUGAAUUGAUUGAUUCUGUGCAUAGACAGGGGGGUGAAUGACCUGUUAUAGGACCUACAUUGACUAGCAGAGGUCUGGGUAUAAUCCUUCAUGAUUCAGACCGGAGCCUGAUAGUUUAGUGACAGUCGAGGGCUGUUCAAGCCAAUAUCACCAUGUGCAACUAUUAUACAUCACUAGAGGCAAACAGACGACCAUUGGAAGGCUAUGACCAGCUGUCUUCCUGAAGAGCCUUACUUUCCUACCCUCAAUAGCCCAGAUCUGAAUCCCCUCUGAAUCAGCCCCUUAACAACUCCUAUCUCAUGACUCCCCUGUGAUACAUUGUGUUCCCUGGUUAAUCAGUGGGGUUUCCUUGGCUGCCCUGACCAGGCGAGGCGCCUGAUUGGCCCAUUAAGCCUGGGUCUGUUUCUGGGUCACGGCCAGCCAGAGGUCAUGGGGUCACAGAGAAACGCACACACACACUCUGGUGAGAGAGCGACGUGUAGUAGUGUUCCAGGAUGACGUUAACUGUUGUGGUGGAGGUUGACCGUUGUGUGGGGGAGAACCGGAACGGAGAGGGGGCAGACUGGGAGGAAGGGAUAGAUACUGACUUGAUACUGACUUGAUAACACUAUAGCCUACGUCUGUCAGUCCUCAGUAUAGGCCAGAACUCUGGCUUACAUAAACAUUCUAGAUACAGUACACAUGCAGGGAGCAGGGCUCUACAGUGCAGCAGUUUUACUUCAUAUGCGCCUAAGUAUUUUGCUUUGCGACAUGUCAUUUUUAUUUUGGCGCACCGGUGCGCCUAGACAAUUUUUUAAUUCUAGCUUUAUUACCUCAAAUAUUUUUCACUGUGCUCCUAAAUUUCUUUGUGUGCGCCUACAUGUUUCAACUUAGCCACACACGUGCUCCUAAAAAAGGUCAGCGUAGAGGCCUGUAGUGAACUACUUAUAAUGACCACUAAGAAACACGUAUCUCCAGUCUGCACUUGUAUGUAACACCAAAACAGGAUAUGCCCACUAGUUAUAUUUGUAUGAAGGUGAUCAAGUGUGUCUUUGGAGAAAUAUUGAUAAUGUCCUUCAGUUUGUGAUGUGAAGAGGGAGGGAAGGGAGAAAGUUGUAUGUAUAUUUUGGUGUGAGGUAUCUGUAUACUAUAUAUGUACGGAUCUUUAUUUUUCUGGUCGAACUCCUGUGAAAAAUUGUGGAUAUUGAUCAGAGUGUAAAUAACUGCUGUAUAGUCAAUGGUGUCAUGUGGAACUCACUUCCUGGUUUGGCCAAGGUCAAAGUUCAGUCAGAGGCAAUAAUACUGUACUCCGAAUGUAACUGCUUGAAUAGACAACCCUUCAAUGAAAAGGUGUAGGAUGUAUAAGAUGCACAUCUUCAGUUAUUAAAUACUUGUGAAUCUAGUUCAUCUCAAGAACAAUAGUUGAAAUACAUGUAAACAUUUUAGUUUUUCAGCCAGGGUGAUAACUGAAAUAACUGGAUUGGCAGGUUCACUAAACUCAAUCAACAUACUUAAGAUACUUGCCCCUUCACCCAUAAACACACAUACUAUUUAUCAGAGACUAGCUCCUACAUAGGCAGUGAUCUGUGUGGUUUCUGAGUCAGCGCUGUGUGUGUGGCACAGAGGCUUUGGGACUUCUGUCAGUGCCACGGUGUGUAACCCGAAUGUCCAUUUCUUGCCCCCUCUGUCUCUUAGUAUUGGGAGUUAGAGGAGACAUUACUGUACACUGUCCCCUGCAGCCUGAUCGCUCUCUCUCUCUCUCUCUCUCUCUCUCUCUCUCUCUCUCACACACACACACACACACACACACACACACACACACACACACACACACACACACACACACACACACACACACACACACACACAGAAAGGGGGAACUAGUAGGAAACGUACACAAACACUUAGUGGUUCGAACUCUGUCAGAACAUUCACAGACCCUUCUGUUCUCCAGAGACUGGGAGAGAGCCACACACACACUCCUCUUGCCCACUGUCAGGGAUUUAAGUAACAUGUGUUCUGAGAACACUUUCUGAGAAUCAUCUGUACUGUUACUCUCUCUCUGUGAGGGCUGUGUUUUUAAAGCUUUCAUAAAAUGAAUACCCAAUUGGCCAUUUUUUUUUUUAAGUAAAUGCUUUCUGGGAAUCUUCUUCUCUUGACCUCUGCUUGUACUGCCUGGCACAAAGGUUUUCAAAUAAAAAUGCUUCUAGAGAGUUGACAUAAUGUUCCUGUCCUGGAGUUAACACAGCUUGUUUGUAGGUUGUUAUUUAGUAGUUGUUGUUAAUCCACAUUGUCCUCCUCUGACUCUAAACACUGAUGACUAAUCCAAGCCUUAACUUCCCUGUCGUCUCGAUCGCUCCCCCCUGACGUGUACAUAGUAUAAAUAUAUAAAUACAGUAUCUAGCGGAAAGAAAAAUAAAGAAUGACUCAUUUAUGGUGUCACGUGUUCUAUUUCUCAGCGCCAAGCAUGAAGGAUUUCUUCUGUAUCAAUGCUUAUUUUACAAGUCCUUAUCUUUUUCUCUCUUAUUGCAGUGCUUUAUCAUUAAUGCUUUAUUUCUCCACUGCUUUGCUGUGACUCCGCCACAACAGGCUUAAUGUGCUUUUACCCUGCACCAUUUUGUACAGUGCACUCGAAACAAUCUUACCACAAAAUGUGCUUUUUAUUCACCGCUCUCUGAACUAGUUUUUUUUAAAGAAACCUUUUAGAAUCUGUCACUAUUUGUCAUGUCUUUCUAUUUUCUAUUUUUUAUGUAUUUUGUUGCAAUUAAAGUUUUCUUGAUUUUUGAAACGA